GCUUAUAAGGGCAAUGUGUGCGCUUGCUUGUGGUCAGAACAUGGAAGUGUAAACAGCAAGAGUACAUAAGCCCCGCAUCUCAGACAACUCUCAGUCCAGACAACACGCUCUUGACUCCAUCAUUCUCCGUGAUCCUGACACCUCAGUCAAGAUGCGUCCGGCAGGCUUUGGCCUCAUCCUGGCAUGUGCAGUGGCUCUCAGUAGCGCUGCUGUUAUUUUAGAAAAUGGCAUGCCAGUACUUUGGGCUCAAACCGCUGGCCAAGUAAGUGAGCUCCCAAUCUCAAACGGGAUUUUGACUCCUGAUCCCUGGCAUUUUCUCAACCGUAUGAGUUUGUACCGGCUGAUGAUCGCUGCUACAGACCCCCUCAUGGGAUCCAUGGGAAUGAGCUCCACAUUAAGUCCUCUGUGGGGUCUGCCACUGCAGCUUGGGUGGAUGCUGACUUCUGGGCGACUUGCUGACCCGACUGAUGCAACAACCUGUGGUCUGCAAACAGGAGAUACCAUGUGUAUUUCAACUCAGAGCUGGUGGGGCUGUGUGAACUACUUCACUUCUGCACUACCCUUCUUGUCUGCUGCACAGCAGGGCUUCUUUGGACCAGAUGUUCAGGUCCAGCUGCAGGUUCCUGCAGGUGUGGAAGACUACUGUACCACUUAUGCUGACUGUUCAACUCGCUACCCCGAUGCCAUGUCAAAGUGGGAUGCCUUUUUCCAGAGCCACUAUUCUUCAGAAGAGCUGGCCUUUGUCAACAGCUGGUUGAACUCAGCAGAGUAUGUAGCUGCAGCUCAUUUCCAGGCCAACUUGGAAAAAUCUACAUUGUUCCUGACCCCUCUGCCAAGUAGAAUUCUACGGGCGGGUGAUGUGGCACCUAACAUUGCUGAUCUGAGUCAGGAGGAGAACCACUCACUGUCAAUCUUCUCCUGGAUGAACAACAUAAAUAAUCUUCUUGGCGGGUCGCUGGUGCGUAUGUGGAAAAGCGCCAUGUGCUCAGUGGCUACAAGAGAGAAAGGAAGAGAUUUGUUGGAGCAACUGCUUCUGAAUCCCGGCUUCGCCACCAGCACUUUCCUGUCCAUCAUCACUGAAAUGACAACAAGCUGCUGAUUCUAACACAGAGGAAGAGAAGAAGACAUCAACUCCUUCCAAACGUUCAUACCAGGACAAUGAUUUCCCUCUUUGAUCCAUGAGUUUUUUUUUGUUGUCACACUUGUUAAUAUUUCUAUCCCAGUAAAGAUUCCAUAGAUCCUGACACACCAACUCAAUGUUAAAUUUUCUUGCCUCUACUUUGUUUGGCAUAAAUAAAAGUCAAACUGAUAAUCAUAUAUAAGAAACAAAAAUACAAUAUGGCAUGUGUAUGAUUUUCCAGAAAUAUUCACUAAUGUCUAUUUUCAUGAUCAGUCCACUAACAUUAAUGUCAGGGAAAGUAGAAGGUCCAUUUUC
Messenger RNA from Menidia menidia (Atlantic silverside), 1435 nucleotides. The record is from the annotation of a GenBank genome assembly. NCBI's taxonomy places the organism in Eukaryota, Metazoa, Chordata, Actinopteri, Atheriniformes, Atherinopsidae.